AUGUCCAAAAAUUACUGUGCUGAACAGCGUCCUAAGGCACGGAAAUUAACAACUCGAAUAAUAGCAGAUGAUCGAGGCCAUUUAUCUGAAGAACAAGAUUGUAAACCUGGCCGGAAUCCAUUUGGUCAUUUUCAUGGUACAUGGGAUAAACCUUGUCACCAUCCAGGAAAUCACUGCGACAAUACCAUUAGUCGAUCUCCAAUAGGGAUAGCCAUACUUAAUAAAUCAAAGGAAAUUUAUGAAGCUAAGAUAAAAGAAGUGGAAUCCAAGCACGAUAUCGAUUCCGAAAAUAGAAAAAGACAAAUGGCUGGUAUUUAG
Messenger RNA from Rodentolepis nana, 318 nucleotides. NCBI's taxonomy places the organism in Eukaryota, Metazoa, Platyhelminthes, Cestoda, Cyclophyllidea, Hymenolepididae. The record is from the annotation of a GenBank genome assembly.